Messenger RNA from Diceros bicornis minor, 6479 nucleotides. RefSeq names its product RNA binding motif protein 20 (gene RBM20). Gene Ontology annotation, molecular function: mRNA binding; zinc ion binding. Gene Ontology annotation, cellular component: nucleus. NCBI's taxonomy places the organism in Eukaryota, Metazoa, Chordata, Mammalia, Perissodactyla, Rhinocerotidae. Gene Ontology annotation, biological process: regulation of RNA splicing. The transcript is spliced from 14 exons. The coding region runs from base 20 to 3700 and encodes 1226 amino acids. The record is from RefSeq and is a predicted model, not a curated record.
GGGGCCGGUCUCGCCUCACAUGGUGCUGGCCGCAGCCAUGAGCCAGGACGCGGACCCCAGCGGUCCCGAGCAACCGGACAGAGAUGCCCGCAACGUGCCCGGUGCCCCGGCGCCUCCAGCGCCGCCGGGCCCGCGAGGGAUGCAGCCGCCGCCGCCGCCGCCGCCGCCGCCCCAAGCCGGCCUACCCCAGAUCAUCCAAAAUGCCGCCAAGCUCCUGGACAAGAACCCCUUCUCGGUCAGUAACCCGAACCCUCUGCUGCCCUCGCCCGCCAGUCUCCAGCUGGCUCAACUGCAAGCCCAGCUCACCCUCCACCGGCUGAAGCUGGCACAGACAGCUGUCACCAGCAACACUGCGGCCGCCACGGUCCUGAACCAAGUCCUCUCCAAAGUGGCCAUGUCCCAGCCUCUCUUCAACCAGCUGAGGCAUCCGUCCAUGAUCAGCGCCCCCCAAAGCCAUACCGGGGUGCCCCAACAUGCUGCAACCAUGCCCAGUGCCCGCUUUCCCUCGAAUGCAAUUGCCUUCUCACCCCCCGGCCAGACACGAGGCACAGGACCCUCUGUGAGCCUUCCCAGCCAGCCUCCCAAUGCCGUGGUGAUGCAUCCUUUCAGCGGGGUCAUGCCUCAGACCCCUGCCCAGCCAGCAGUCAUCUUGGGCCUUGGCAAGCCUGGGCCCACUCCUGCUGCGGCAGGGUUCUACGAGUAUGGCAAAGCCAACUCUGGCCAGACGUAUGGCUCUGAAACAGACGGUCAGCCCAGCUUCCUGCCAGUCUCAGCCUCUACCUCGGGCAGUGUGACCUAUGAAGGGCACUACAGCCACUCAGGGCAAGAUAGCCAAGCUGCCUUUCCCAAGGACUUCUACGGACCCAACUCCCAGGGGUCACACGUGGCAGGCGGAUUUGCGGCUGAGCAGGCCGGGGGCGUGAAAGGCGAGGUAGGUCCGCUGCUGCAGGGUCCAAACAGCCAGUGGGAGAGCCCCCACGGAUUCUCUGGCCAAAGCAAGCCUGACCUUAUGGCAGGCCCCAACCUGUGGCCUCCAGCCCCUAGCCAGCCCUAUGAGCUGUAUGACCCCGAGGAGCCCACCCCAGACAGGACCCCUCCUUCCUUUGGGGGUCGGCUAAACAACAGCAAACGGGGUUUCAGCGGUGCCCGGCGGCGGCGGGCCAAGGAGGAGCAGGCGAUGCUGUCCGUGCGGCCCCUGCAGGCUCAGGAGCUGAAUGACUUUCACGGUGUGGCCCCCCUUCACCUGCCACACAUCUGUAGCAUCUGUGACAAGAAGGUGUUUGAUUUGAAGGACUGGGAGCUGCACGUGAAAGGGAAACUACACGCUCAGAAAUGCUUGGUCUUCUCUGAAAACGCCGGUGUCCGGUGUGUACUUGGUUCGGCAGAGGGAACGCUGUGUGCCUCUCCCAACAGCACAGCCGUUUAUAACGCUGCUGGGAAUGAAGAUUAUGCCUCAAAUCUUGGAACAUCCUAUGCGGCCAUUCCAGCAAGACCAUUUGCUCAGUCAAAUCCUACAUUUCCUUCGGCUUCCCCGGGGACAAAUUUUGCACAGCGGAAAAUGGGUGCUGGCCGUGUGGUACACAUCUGUAAUCUCCCUGAAGGAAGCUGCACUGAGAAUGACGUCAUUAACCUGGGGCUGCCCUUUGGAAAGGUCACUAAUUACAUCCUCAUGAAGUCUACUAAUCAGGCCUUUUUGGAGAUGGCUUACACAGAAGCUGCCCAGGCCAUGGUCCAAUAUUACCAAGAAAAAUCUGCUAUGAUCAAUGGUGAGAAGUUGCUCAUUCGGAUGUCCAAGAGAUACAAGGAAUUGCAGCUGAAGAAACCUGGGAAAACCGUGGCUGCCAUCAUCCAGGACAUCCAUUCCCAGAGGGAGAGGGACAUGUUCCGGGAAGCAGACAGAUACGGCCCAGAAAGGCCGCGGUCUCGCAGUCCGGUGAGCCGGUCGCUGUCCCCGAGGUCCCACACUCCGAGCUUCACCUCCUGCAGCUCUUCGCACAGCCCUCCGGGCCCCUCCCGGGCCGACUGGGGCAGCGGCCGGGACUCGUGGGAGCACUCUCCCUACGCCAGGAGGGAGGAGGAGCGAGACCCGGGCCCCUGGAGGGAGAACGGGGAGGACAAGAGGGACAGGACGGACACGUGGGCACACGAUCGCAAACACUACCCCCGGCCACUAGACAAAGCCGAGGUAGACGAGCGACUGGAAGGAGGGAGGGGCCACCGAGAAAAGCACCCGAGGUCUGGGUCCCCCAGCCCGCUCCACUCGGCGCUGGGCUACAAAAGCCGAGAAGACGGCUACCACCGGAAGGAGCCCAAAGGCAAGGCGGAGAAGUAUCUAAAACAGCAGCAGGACGCCCCCGGCAGGUCCAGGAGAAAAGACGAGGCCAGGCUGCGGGAAAGCAGACACCCCCACCCCGACGACGCGGGCAAGGAGGACGGGCUGGAGCUGAAGGUUAGGGCGCCCGAGAGCGCCAAGUGUAAGCAGAGUGAGAAAAACAGAACCAAGAGACCCGAGAGAGACCAAGAAGGAGCUGAUGACAGAAGAGAAAACAGAACGGCAGAGAGUGAGGCUGGAAAAGAGGAACAGGAGGGCAUGGAAGAAAGCCCCCCAUCAGCGGGCAGGCAGGAGAAAGACACAGAGUCCUCUGACCCAGAAAACACAAGGACAAAGAAGGAGCAAGAUUGGGAGAGUGGAAGUGAGGCCGACGGGGAGAGCUGGUACCCCACGAACAUGGAGGAGCUGGUUACAGUGGACGAGGUGGGGGAGGAAGAAGAUUUUAUCAUGGAACCGGACAUCCCAGAGCUGGAAGAAAUUGAACCCAUUGACCAGAAGGACAAAAUCUGCUCAGAAAUGUGUCCCUGCCUGACGACCGCCUUACACCUGGACUUAGCCAAGGAUUUCUCCCAGGAGGAAGUUAAGACCAUGGGUAAUGGGGCUACAGAAAUCAGCCUCAAGUCACCCAAAGAACUUCCUUCUGCCUCCAUGAGCUGUCCCAGUGACAUGGACGUGGAAAUGCCUGGCCUAAAUCUGGAUGCUGAGCGGAAGCCAGCUGAAUGCGAGACAGGCUUCUCGCUGGAGGGUUCAGGUUGCUACGAGAAGCAGGCAAAGGGAGCAGAGAGCUCAGAUGUUCAUCUGGCCCCCACACUCCAGCAAAUGUCUUCCCCCAAGCCAGCAGAGGAGAGGGCCCGGCAGCCUAGCCCACUUCUCGAUGACUGCAAGGCCAGAGGGACCCCCGAAGAUGGGGCUCGUGAAGGCAGCCCCCUGGAGGAGAAAGCCAGCCCCCCCACCGAAACCGACCUCCAAAGCCAGGCUUGCCAAGGAGUGUCGACCCAGGAAAGCUCCAGAUAUAUGGAAAUGAAAUCUCUGGACGUGAGGUCACCGGAGUACCCUGAAGUGGAACUGAAGCAGCCCCUUUCUCUGCCUUCCUGGGAACCAGAGGAUGUGUUCAGUGAACUGAGCAUUCCUCUAGGGGUAGAGUUCGUGGUGCCCAGGACUGGGUUUUACUGCAAGCUGUGUGGACUAUUCUACACAAGCGAGGAGGUGGCGAAGAUGAGCCACUGUCGCAGUGCUGUCCACUACAGGAACUUACAGAAGUACUUGUCCCAGCUGGCCGAGGAGGGCCUGAAGGAGACUGAGGGGGCAGGCAGCCCGAGGCCCGAGGACAGCGGAAUCGUGCCCAACUUUGAAAGGAAAAAGCUCUGACACCCCUGCUGCUGCUGGAAGCCGGGAGAGGAGGGCCUGCGAGGUGGGGCCUUCCUGACCUCGGUGCAGGAACUGAAGCCCAAGAGGAAGGAAAACCAGGCAGGCCGCGUGGCCUGGGUUUGUUCUCAGAGACUCAUGAAAACGCCGUGAAGUGUCUCCUAGAGCUGUCACCCUGCUGUGUCCAGCCCCCUGAGGGUCGCCCUCUCUCUGCCUGUUGUCUCUUUUGUUUCCUUCAAACCUUCAAUUUGCUUCUCUCUCUUCCUCCCCCUCCCUCCCUCUCUCCUCUUUCUGUGCCAAGGGUCAGUUCCAUUUCAUAAAAUCCAACUUCUCAGGGAUUUUCACAGUGUUCAAAUUCUUGAUGGGCUAGAACAGGUCAGGCCAGGCUGAGUCAUCCAAGGGAAAGAUUUCACGGAAACUCCUGGGUCAGGAACCACUUCAGUGAACCUGGAGCGGUUUCUCUGCCUGGGAGGAGGGUGUUGGGGGAGGUUGGUGCUGAGUCGGGCCCUGCAGUCCUGGAGAGGGGGCACCCUAGACAGUCAGUUGGCAGAAGCUGGGAGUUCCUCCAGCUGGACUACCUUUUUGAAAAGCCCUUGGUUUUAGUAACUCUUGCACCCUCUCAAUUAUUCUAGAAGUUCACCAGAUUCAUGCCUUAAAAUAAAAUUCAAUGAAUUUUACAGAGGAGGAAAAGAACCCUUCAUUUUGGAAGCUCUGAUAAAUUCCCCCCAAACUAUUUUUGUCUUCUUGAUUUCAGGAGAUGCCAGGGGUUGUUGUAUUCUGGACAGUGAAUUUGGUGUAGAUUCACUUUAAAUAAAAAUGAAAAGAGAAGCGCUUUCUCUCUCCAGCUAAAACAGCCGCUGGUAAGGGCUUAGGUCGAAUGUUGGCCUCCCAGGAUGCGUGGCAUUGGCCCGAGAGACACCAAAACAAGGAAAUGGCAUCCUCACUGAUGCCUGCACUCUGGGCUCCAGCAGCCUCACAGUGGGAUGGUUUUUCAACGGCCUCUCAAUGGGGAGAAACUAAGGAAAGAGAAGGCUGCAGGACUGAAGAGUGGCAUUUGAGGAUUGCCCUGGGUUUGUGGUGGGCCCUUUCCAAUUUGGCAGCAGGUCAAGGGCGUCUCAGAGCUGACUCCAUGCGCAGACCUUGCUGUUAUAUGUUAUGAAGAACAGAACCCUUAUUCCCAUCGGGCUGUCUGAUCCCGGAGGUCAGUGCCUUCAGGCCCCAGCCGGGCUCCGGGUUCCGCGUCUGAUGUGCUAUUGGAAGGGUUUGGGACAGGGUGCUGGGGGGAUGAGGCUCGGCCGCAGCCCUAGAGAAGACCUCAAGAACAUCAGAGGGGAGCCUGGUGCUGUUUCCACAAGCCGACAUACUCACCUGGAGGCGGCCUGCCUAGCUCAGCCCCUGGAAGGUGGUUCCUGUUGUUUCUGUUCCUGAUGGCAAGCAGGUAGACGAGGAAGGGAUUGUUCGUUUUAUUUACUUAUUUUUGCAUUUUUUUUAUGGUAGGUAAGAGUAGACUGCACAUUCUGUCCUCUGCUCUAAUGGCAGAAGGGUAGAGGGAUCAUCUGAGUUUGACACUGACAUUUUAUCAGUGAAGAAACUGAGGCACAGAAAGGAAACAUGUAGAACAUAAAAUGAUCACGUGUAAACCUUGAGGUACAUGAUCCCCAGCGAGGAGAGAGCUGUUGGGAAGCUGUCAGGGAGAAGAGAUAAGGCAAUGCCAGAGGCAAACAGACUGGCUUGGACAGGUGUGGUGAGGAGAGGCUGGAGGAAGCAGGAAACCUGAACUUGGCAUCCGGCCACCUGGGGGCCUCGGAAAGGUUGGUGUCUCCAAGAGGCAGCUCUCUGACCUCCUGGCCGGACCUUGCUGGGAAAAGCCUGCCGCCUCCAUCAGAGGCUGGAACUGUGCAUUGUCAGAGAGGCUGGUAGUCUUUUCUCCAGCAAAGUGAAAGCUGACCCGCCAGCUCAUCCCCCGGCAGCGUUUCCAUGGAAAUCCCAAUGGCUGUUCAAACAACCGCAUUCCCAGUAGUGUAAUGGCUCCCUUGCUGACAGACUGAUCUUCUCCAUCUUGGAAAGCUGGAGAGAGCCCCUGGGAGGGAGAGAGGAGAGGCUCUCUCAGCAUUCAAUCAGAACCUUCAGUUUAAAAAUCAUCUAAGCUUCUAAUUUGUGUGUGUAUAUAUAUAUUUAUUUUUAUUUAUUUUUAUACAAUUCCAUUGGCAUGGUCCUUCACCCACUCCGUAAUUUGCACUUUUUAUUCCUACGUGUGUCAUACACAAUGCAGUAUGAAAGGCAACCAGGAAAAUAUUGAUUUAUUUUUUAAAGCUUUUCCUCAGUGUUUGUCCACCAUUUCAAAGUGUCUCCCAGAAAAGGUUGUUCAAGAGCAGCUGCCGCCUUGAGCUACAGAUCCAUGUGUUACCUGAGUUACAUAUAACUGAAGGCCUAUGUAAUUUUCUUUCAUCGUAAACCCCUGAAAUAAAGUAGAUCCAGACCAUAUGCCCAAAGAAUUUGGUAAAUUUGAUGUUGUGUGAGCAGCAGCCACUAGUAUCAGGGUUUCCCUUUCUUGGACACUCCGAGGCUGUGAUCUGUUAGAUGAUACUUGAACUGGACCAGAGUUUGUUUUUUGAGCUUAUGAGAAAAAAAAACACUAGUUAAUUUGUUUGAACUUGUAAAGUAUUGGAUUUUGUUGAGUGUCCUAUAAAUCGUCACCACUUUUCCUGAUCUGUAUAACUGACCGCAAGUGUUUGUUUCUACAAAAGGAAAAAAAAAUGAUUUUUAAUAAAGAUAAUUUGAA